Bicyclus anynana (squinting bush brown) is the source of this 7830-nucleotide messenger RNA. RefSeq names its product tetratricopeptide repeat protein 28. Gene Ontology annotation, molecular function: identical protein binding. Lineage: Eukaryota; Metazoa; Arthropoda; Insecta; Lepidoptera; Nymphalidae. The transcript is spliced from 42 exons. The record is from RefSeq and is a predicted model, not a curated record. The coding region runs from base 344 to 7423 and encodes 2359 amino acids.
GCCAGGCAGUCAGUCGAGCGCAGGCUGCGUUUGCGCAUGCUAACAUGCCAUCUAAAGUGCAUUCCAAAUUCAAACAACCAUUCAAUUCAUAGGCCAACGGCACUGACUUUUCUACUAUAUUACGCUUGUAUUAUAUACUCAUAAGUGAUGGAAAGUGUGUUUCAUUAUAGAAAAGUGUUUAAUAUAAAAUCUUUGAAAGUUGUGUCUAUGUAAAGUGGCGACGAUUGGUAUUUUUUUGUUUAUCCGAGCGAGUGUAACAACCGUGUUUGAAACCAAGAAAUGGGUUUAUAAUUGGCCCAAAUCAAAGGCUGGGAUGGAUCGUUAAAGCAUGUAGCAGCAGAAAAUGUCACAACGCGAUUUCUCAGAGGUGGAGCCAACCGGCUCUGCAUCUCUGGGAGCCGCGUCCAGAGCACUCUUCGUGGAGAAGGUCCGAGCGUCCAACGCAGCAUGCCAGUCCGGGGACUUCUCUACAGCCGUGGCGUUGUAUACGGACGCCCUGACCUUGGACCCAGCCAACCAUAUAUUAUACAGCAACAGGUCAGCGGCGCGGCUAAAGCAAGGUCAGUUCGCGGCCGCCCUGCAAGACGCGACGCGAGCGCGGGAACUCUGCCCAAACUGGCCGAAAGCCUAUUAUAGGCAAGGUGUUGCCUUACAAUGUCUCGGUCGGCACGGCGAGGCUCUCGCCGCGUUCAGCUCAGGCCUGGGAGUGGAGCCUUCAUCACGACAGCUCCUGGCCGCUCUGGUGGAGGCUUCCCUCAAGUCUCCUCUACGAGUCACACUGGAGCCCACGUUUCGGCAACUGGAAGCUAUGAAACUGGACCAGUCUCCAUUUGUACUGAUAUCUGUCGUUGGUCAAGAGCUUUUGGCGGCAGGGCAGUACCAGGCGGCAGUCACUGUUCUAGAAGCGGCAUUGAGGAUUGGAUCUUGCUCCCUUAAACUAAGAGGUUCAGUCUUCAGUGCAUUGUCAUCAGCGCAUUGGGCGCUCAGUCAGCUAGACGCGGCAAUUAACUACAUGCAGCAAGAUCUAGCCGUGGCCAAGUCGUUGGGCGACACGGCGGGCGAAUGUAGAGCACAUGGCAACCUUGGCGCCGCUUACUUCAGCCAAGGUUCAUACAAGGACGCUUUGACGGCUCACCGAUAUCAACUAGUGCUGGCUAUGAAGUGCAAGGACACCCAAGCAGCAGCCGCGGCAUUGACCUCAUUAGGUCACGUCUACACUGCAAUCGGCGACUACCCGAACGCGCUAGCCAGUCACAAGCAAUGCGUACAGCUAGUCAAACAGAUGGGAGAUAGGCUACAAGAAGCUAGAGAAAUAGGCAAUGUCGGAGCUGUGUACUUAGCUAUGGGAGAGUUUGACUCCGCGGUCGACUGUCAUACACAACACUUGAGAUUGGCCAGAAGAUUGGGCGAUCAGGUUGAGGAAGCCAGAGCAUAUUCGAACUUAGGAUCGUCAUACCACUACAGACGAAACUUUACACAAGCAAUUGCUUACCACGAAAACGUUUUGAGAAUAGCUCAAAAUCUAGGCGACAGAGCGAUUGAAGCUAGAGCUUACGCUGGAUUGGGUCAUGCAGCAAGGUGUGCCGGUGAUUACGCACAAGCUAAGAAAUGGCAUGAAAGGCAACUAGACGUAGCUUUAGCGGCGAGAGAUAAGAUCGGCGAAGGUCGAGCUUGUUCGAACUUAGGUAUCGUAUACCAAUUACUAGGUGAACACGAUGCAGCACUUAAGUUACAUCAAGCUCAUUUAUCAAUAGCUAGACAAUUGCAGGACAAAGCUGGUAUGGGGCGAGCAUACGGCAAUAUCGGAAACGCGUAUUCAGCGGCAGGAUUUUAUGAACAAGCGAUCAAAUACCAUAAACAAGAACUGACGAUAUCCAAAGAAGUUCACGAUCGGAGUUCCGAAGCUUCCACUCAUGGCAAUUUGGCUGUUGCGUACCAAGCGUUAGGAGCUCAUGAUAUGGCGUUAUUUCAUUAUAGAGCACAUUUAGGUAUAGCACGAGAACUAAAAGACGCGGCAGGAGAAGCUUGCGCUCUUCUUAAUCUCGGUAAUUGUCUGUCAUCAAGAGGCGAGUUCGCUCAAGCAGUGCCGUACUAUGAACAACAUCUAAUGCUUUCACAGGAGCUCGGAGAUGUUAUUGCUGAAGCAAAAGCUUGCCACUUUUUAGGAUACGCUCAUUAUUGCCUAGGAAAUUAUAAAGAAGCUGUGAGAUAUUAUGACCAAGAUUUAUCGCUAGCUAAGGAUUUGCAAGAUAAAAUGAAUAUGGGAAGGGCAUAUUGCAACCUUGGCCUAGCCCACCUUGCUCUGGGAAAUCUCGAAACUGCCCUGGAAUGCCAAAAGUACUUCCUUGCUAUAGCCCACAUGACGCAACAUUUGCAAGGGAAAUUCAGGGCACUCGGGAAUAUCGGAGAUGUAUUAAUUAAAAUGGGAGACGUGGAGGAAGCGGUUAAAAUGUAUCAGAGACAGCUUGGAUUUGCUAGACAAGCUCGGGAUAGAUCUUUAGAGGCAGCAGCAUGUGGAGCAUUAGGCUUAGCAAGAAGACUACAGAGAAGAUUAGACGCAGCAUUAGGUCAUCAUACACAGGAAUUAACACUUCGCCAAGAAGCAGGCGACGCGGCCGGCGAAGCAAGAGCUCAUUCUCAUUUGGGUGCCGUACAUAUGGCAUUAGGGCAUUAUUCUCAUGCAGCAAGAUGCUAUCGGGAGCAACUAGAAAGAGCUCAAGAACUUCAAGACUGUGCACUAGAAGCUCAGGCUUAUGGAAAUCUUGGUAUAGCGAAACUAAACAUGGGCCACUAUGAAGACGCCAUUGGCUAUUUGGAGCAACAAUUAGCAAUAUUAGAGCGAGUUAACACACCAACUUGCCAAUUGGAUAAAGCAAGAGCACUCGGUUCUCUUGGAGAUUGUUAUGACGCUCUUGGAGAUCCAGACGAAGCCGCUAAAUAUCAUGAACAACAUUUGGCUGCAGCACUUAAGUUAGACAAUACGAGGGAACAAGAGCGAGCGUACCGGGGACUUGGAUUAAGUCAUAAAUCGGUUGGAAAUCUUCAACAAGCUCUAGUAUGUCUAGAGAAACGUCUCGUAGUGUCACACGAGCUAGGCAUACCUGAAGCGAAGGCGCAAGCUUAUGGAGAACUUGGUGCUUUACACAUAGCGCUGAACAAUCUUGAACAAGCAGUCUCUUGUCUUGAGCAUCAGAAGAGUAUUGCCAAGGAGCUAAACAAUCAAAUAAUGGAGUCAGAAGCUUGUCACACACUGGGUGUUGCGCAUCACGCUCUCGGCGACCACGCAGCGGCUGUGCGACAUCAUCGCGCGGAGCUAGAACUGGCUCACAGACUGGGACUCACUCAUUUACAGGCUCGAGCGUGCGGUGGACUGGGCGCGGCGCACGCAGCGCUAGGCGCGCAGGCAGAAGCGGCCCGGUGGCACGAGUCUCGUCUGCGUCACGCCACGGCAGCUGGUGAUUCUCGAGGAAGAGCAAACGCGUUAGCAGAUCUUGGUAGAGCGCAUCUCGCCAUGGGUGCAUGCGGCAGUGCAGUCUCCUACUUGCGACAGGCACUGGCCGCCACUGAAGGACUUGCUGAUGCGGAUGAAGAGGCUCGUGUUCGACACAGACUCGGUUUCGCCCUUUGGGCUUCGGGUGAAUUGGAAGAGGCAAAGGAGCAGCUUCAUGCAGCCCUCACAGUCUUAGAAUCAAGCAAUGAAAAGCACAAAGACAAGAAAACUGUUGCCUUAUAUACCUCAACGCAUCAUGCUCUCCAAAGAGUAUUUGUUGAACUUGGACGUCAUCACGAAGCGCUUGUAGUAGCUGAACGUGGUCGAUGUCGUUCUCUGGACACUACCACAGACAAACAAACUAGUGCCUUGAACCAAGCGAAUCUUGAACUACACACUGCCCAAAGUAGGAAUCUGAAUGAAGAUGUUAGCAAAGACCGAACAGAAUUAUGGAGUCCAUCGACCGUAGAUCAAAUCAUGGAAGUGGUGAACAAACAGAAGUCACCCGUGUUGUAUUUCAGCAUUGCAGCUGGAAGAUUAUACUCCUGGUUACUCCAACCUCAUAAAGGUAUUCUGAGAUUCCACCAAACCUGCCUACUAGAUCAACCCGAAGACACCGAUAACAGUUUACCCGAUAUUAGUCCCGACGACCUUCAAACAAAUAUAAGUGCCGGCAAAUUAGAAAGAUGGAUCAAGGAGUGGUCUGCGUGGUUGAAAACAUCUGCUGACAGGAGAGAAGACGACCAAUGGGAUCCUGAUGACCGCCCUAGUACUGGCCUUGCAAGAAUGGUGACAAGAAACCAUUUGUUGAAUUCCUCGAACUAUUCACUGAGCUCCUUGUUCAGUGUAGGUUCCGUCGGUGGUUCAGUAGCCGGCUCAGUAGCCAGCCUGCAAGGAUCUACUAGGUCCAGUGUUCAUUUGCCCAGAAAGAAGCAGCCCUCAUGGCAAGGUCCUCCGUGCCUCAACUCAUUAUAUCAGAUGCUCAUUGCGCCUUUCGAAGACCUUCUACCGGCUUCCUGUAACAAUAAUAAUGCACCACACGCGCGUCGUGGCUGUGGCGGGCGGCGUGAGAUAGCUCUGGUGGUGGAGGGUGCUCUGUACGCGUGUCCGUGGGGCGCGCUGCGCGGGCCGGCUGAGGCGGAGCCGCUGUGCGAGCGGUACGCGCUGCUCGUGGCACCCGCACUGCGCCCGCUGCGACACACGCGCCAUCCGAGGGCUAAACCUCAUCCUGAACAUGGUGGCGCAAAUGCUAACAACGCAGAAGCGGGCAUGCGUUGUCUAGUAGUUGGCGUGCGCUGGGGAGCCGCGCAUGCCUUACUCAAGGAGGCUGAGCUCGUCGCAGAUAUGCUGCGAGUGACACCUCUCACCGACUACCAGGCUUCAAAGGAAACAGUGUUAGCGCAACUUCCUCAAGCGGAAUGCGUCCACUUUGCCACACACAUCUGCUGGAAAACUCCUGGAAUUGUUCUCAGUCCCGGAGAAGUGGUGGACUCUCAAGCCAAACGUCUACUCAACACAAGCGUUGGUAGCGGUGUUGUCGACACAUCAACAGAAAACGAGGAAGAUAAUGCUGAACUACCUCCAAGUAACGAAGAAUUGCCUCCCACCUCUGAGUUUAUGUUGACAGCAACUGAGAUCAUGAAUUUGAAAAUCACCGCCAGACUGGUGGUACUUUCAUGUGCCCCGUCAAGUGCAGCGUUCCAAGACUCAGAUGAUCCAGACUCCGUUACAUCAGCCGGCGAAGGUGUAUCCCGUUUGUGCAGAGCAUUCUUGGCAGCUGGAGCUCAAGCUAUAUUAGUCACCCUCUGGCCUUCUCCUCAGGACACCGCCACUAAGAUUUUAUAUCGAGCUUUGUAUUCAGCACUUUUACAAGGAAGCAGGGUGGCAAAAGCUCUAGGAGAUGCCAUGCAAACAGUUCGUCACACCAAACAUUUCUCCCACCCUGCACAUUGGGCAGGUCUAACCUUAUUAGGUGUUAACGUGCGUUUAAGCAACAAAGUUGCACUUAUGGGCCAAGCACUGUGUGAACUGCUAGCCGCUCCAGACAAAUGCAGAGAUGCAUUGAGAGUUUGUUUGCACUUGGUAGAAAAGUCUCUACAACGGAUCGUAAGAGGUCAGAAGAACGCAAUGUAUACGACACAAAAGAGUAUCGAGAACAAAGCUGGAACUUCUACUGGUUGGCGGGAACUAUUGAUGAGCGUCGGUUUUAGAUUUGAACCAGCGGCAAACGGCAUACCUUCAAGUGUGUUCUUCCCUCAAAGUGAUCCCGAAGAAAGAUUAACACAAUGCUCUGCCAGUCUUCAAGCUCUGUUGGGAUUGACUCCAACGACGCUGCAAGCGCUGUCGAAACUUAUAUCGAACGGGAGUGAUGUAGCAGACGACAUAAUAGGCGUAGUUCGCUCUGUUAUAUCGCAGUUCUCCGUGAAGAGUUCUGAAAGUGAUACCUUUGAGGUUGCUGUUAACGUCAGGUUAUGGAGAGUUAAUGGAUGUCACGAACUUUUGGCCUCUCUCGGCUUCGACUUGGCUGAAGUUGGUCAAGAUGAAGUUACUCUCCGCACUGGCAAAGCGGCUAAUAGACGUCACAUACAAUUUGUUUUGCAGGCCUUACUGGCGCUUUUUGAUACGCAAGAGGCACCACGUAGUCUGAGCUUGGAGUCCAGCUCUAGCGUUGAAUCGUUAGCAUCCAUAGAAGAUGGAGACUUGGAGCCGCAUUCCGAUGGGGAACCACCACCAAGACAGCAUAGACAAGAAAGUGUACCAGCCAUGCCACCUCCGCCAUUGCCAUUAGGAUCUUGCGGUGGUGCCUUCACAAUGUACGUUCGCGGCACCAAUUCUGCAACUGAAGUUGGUCGCGGUGAACCUGAUGGUAGAACAGCCCCGCCCCCAGCUCCUCCACCACCCAGAUAUAGAGGAGAAAGUGAUGCUGCCUUCACCCCGUCACCGCCUGCAGCACCACCUCCAAACUCCUCUGCGCCUCAAAGAGAUGUAUCUUUAGCGUUAGCACAUCAAACUAAAAUCAGAACUCUUUACACAAGGCGACCUCCUUCUACUGACGACUCAGAUUGGGAAAGUUCUGGCCACGACACAGUCUUACGAAGACGUCCGGAACAUCCUCAUCAAAGAUAUUUAGAUGCAUUUUACGAUUUAGCAUCAGCUCAAACUCGUCGAGCCGAAGAUGAAAAACCGGACCAAACGUUAAGCCAGCCAUCAACGUCAAAGCGAGCUCCGAGACCCAAAAUGGGUACAAACAGUCGAGACUCCAUGGCUCAAGUCAGACAUAUGAGCGGAGAAUUAACUCCCACAAUAUCCGAAGUUUACCACGAAAGAAAUAUUGGAUUAGGUCUAGCCCCACCAUUAGCAGAGCUACUUUUGUCAGAAGAUUCAAAAACUGAAAUGAGAACUGCUAGCUCCAGUGAAAAUUUACUUUUACAGAACCUAGAGAAGUUAGGUCUACUUGGGGAGACCAGCGAAACAGAGGACAGAUGGUGUAGUGGAAACGCUUCUCGACCUUGGCUAUCCGCACCUCCUUUGGAGACAGAUAUACAAAGUUCAGAUUUGACAACUGCUGAAAUAAUAGAACGGAAAAAUAAGUUCAAGAAAGACAUCGAACCUAAAAGAAAAGAAGAAAACGUUUAUGAAUUAAAACAGAAAGACGAUACGGCAGGACCGAGUGCGAUAGAAAAGCGGUGCGUUUCGCCAUUUUCGGAACUUUCUAGAAGGGAUGAAGGCGAUGGCAGAAGCAUUGCAGAUUCACAUUCUUCUUAUAAAGCUCUUGUUUUGAAUCCUAGAACACCAUACCUACCCGAAGAAGGGGAGUCGGGAAUAAAUGCUGGUAAUGAAGGAGGUAAAACGCACCCGAGAGUCAGACGACCUCCCGUACCCAGAGGCAGACCAGCGUAUACCACACUUGAUUUUCCACCGCAUAAAUUAUAAAUUAAACAAAUAUAUAACUUAUUAAAAUUAAACACAAAAUUGUUAAAUUCGUUAAUUUUGUAAAUAAUUAGGCGGCUAUGUUUUUUAUAUCGUAAGUAACUUGUAAAUGGAUUUGUAAAAAUAUUUUUAUGAAACCUUCAUUUAGAUAACAUAUUAGAUAAUUCUAUAUUAUUACGUAAUAAGUCGUAAAAACUAAUCGUAAGAUUGAAAUUGGUCGGUUUUAGUUAAUUAGUUUAGUUAAUUAUUUAUUUAAAAUAUACCGAGUAUUUCUCUAUUUUCUACUUCAUAGCUAGUACAUGGUUAUUGUACCUACACAAAAAGUAGACAUACAAAAUAUUUUAUUUCUUGCCAUCGACUGUUUUGUAAAAAUAUAUUUAAGUGAAAUACAAUACUCGCACAAAUCAAAA